AUGGAUGCAAACCUCGAGUGGCGCCGCCUGAUUCAAGAUGCGAAUAAGCAAUGCGGGACUGCUCUCAACAACCAAUCAGUUUCUCUCAAACACCAUCCCAAAUCAAACCUCGUAUCCACAAUGAAGUCUUUCUUCGUCGCCAUCUGCGCUGCUGCCACCUUGGCCGCUGCCAACUGCGGGUCCAUGCGCUUCCAGAAGCCGAACGUUCAGUACGACGCCGCGUACUUCACCUCCUUGGAGAAGUCCGUCCCCGCCCUCGACUUGUGCUUGAGGAUGUGUGCGGACAAGAUCCCUACGUGCCCCGAGCACUGGUACAGCAACAACUUGGGCACUGCCGACAAGCCGUGCUGGACCUGCUGCCAGGCUCCCAAGUACAACUAA
This is a messenger RNA of Pleurotus ostreatus (oyster mushroom), 381 nucleotides long. RefSeq lists its product as uncharacterized. NCBI's taxonomy places the organism in Eukaryota, Fungi, Basidiomycota, Agaricomycetes, Agaricales, Pleurotaceae. The transcript is spliced from 3 exons. The record is from RefSeq and is a predicted model, not a curated record. The coding region runs from base 1 to 381 and encodes 126 amino acids.